GACCAGCCACACAACGUCCAUUACGGCGGGUAUCUCAAGGUACAUAUUCGUGCGUACAUACUCAUCUACCUCUUUCGGCAAUCCGCUUCGAGUCACCGCCCCGUGCCAACCCUCUCUCGGCCACCCGUUUCCUUGCCAUGACCUCUACUCACCCAUACUGGGGUUCCCUACCAGCCCCUGGCCCGGCCGAAAGACACCGGAGGCUUGAUUCGAUGGAUGGCCCACACCAGUUGCUGGCUGCCAGGUCCAACCGCGCCUCGACCCAGACCACAUAUACGACCAAUACCGAAGCUCCUACCGAGUCCACCACCAUGAGCCCUUUCGUUUCUCCCACCCCUUCCGCCUUUGGAGCACAGGGACUAGCUCCUAGACCGCCUUUCUUUCCCUACGCCGCCUCGCAACCACCUCCUUCCUCCGAAUCCACAGACAACCGCCAGCGCCGUCGCAGUCAGAAGAGCGAGGACCUCGAUCCACCUACCGGCCCCGCUCCACCCGCGGCUCCCGAUGUUCCCCAGCCGCCACCUACAAGCUACCGUAGUCCACCCGGCAGCGCGAGCUACUUCGCUGGCCCCCCGCGGUCAUCGCAACCGACCUCCCCGGCUUUCAGCCCAAACAGCAUGCAGCAGUUCAAUGGCUACCCUGCAAACCAGCAACCACCAGAGCCGGAGACUAGGCAUCAUGCUGCCCACCAGAGUAGGCCGCCCCCGGUCAGGGCCGCCGUGAAGAGCAAUGGCCAUGCUGCGCCAUCCGGUGGCCCCGGUCAACCUAGGAGAGGACCCACAACCCGCAGAGUCAUCACCAAGGAGGAGAAACGCGCCCGAGUGGAGGCCGCCGAGAGGCGACUAAGAGAGAAGUCGGCCGCUAACACCGACCUCUUACAACCACUAAUGCGCAACCGUUCGGCAGCCAAACCACGUCAGCCGCAGCAGGCGCAGAAGCCGCAGCAGCACAACCAGCACCAGGAACGGCAAGUACAGCAGCAGAACCAGCAACAGCAACCGCAGCAGCAACAGAGCGAGCCACAUAGGGAACGACCUGAAGAGAACAACGCAGGGCACCAUGACGAGUAUUAUGGGGGACAACAAAGGGAACGCCAUCCUGAGCAGCCCCAGCCCCAGCCCCAGCCCCAGCCCCAGCCCCAGCCCCAGCCCCAGCAGCCCCAGCAGCACCUAACUUCCCAGGUUCACCACGUGCGUUUCCAAGACCGAGCGGAAUCCAUUGGACAAAAAGAUCACCGUGAGCAUCAGUUGCAAGAGGCGCCAAUCGUGUUGCCACAGAGGACCGCGUCGGCCAACACCAGGGAGCCCGCCCCCGCCGAUUAUUCAGAGAACGGUAGAUCAUAUGGCGCUGCUGUGCCUGAGAAGCACCAGAGAGGUCUGCCAACCGCGAUGAAUGCUCCAUAUGGAAGUCAGAGAGCGACCCCUUCCAUUCCGCAGCGGAAUUUGAGUUUCCGUGAACGUGCUGCGAAGAACGACGACUUGCAACUCCCCAGCGCCGAUGCGCGAGGCAACAGUAUGGAGGCCGCUCGGCCGUUUGCACCACCUGCCACAACUUCGUCGACUCGUCGACGCUUCUCUCUCACGAGAAGCGGCAGUAACAAGCUCAGGAAAGAACCGCGCGGUGACCCGUGGUUUAGUAGGCGCAUAAAAGCAGAAAAUAGGUAUGACGACGUAUCCAACCGUAAUGCUUCCAUGGACCAGACCGCGGUUGCCAUGGGGGCUAUGCCGCCAGGCGGCGGUGCUCCAGGGCCAUCAGUGCCGGCAUCUCUUCGCGCUCAACCGCCACCCCCCGGCCCGGGUAGUCCUUCAGAAGAGAGCCAUCCGCCACAGAGACCCAUACAGCCUCACAUCCCAAGCAAGGCUGCCAGGUUGGCAGGCAUCGAUACCAGAGACACACCGCCUCGAACAGCAGCUCCCGUCGCUCGCCAGACUGCGUAUGAAGAGGCAGUUACUGAUGACGAUGAUGACGAUGAUUCAUUAUUCCCUCCCACUAUGGUUGGGAACAGAGAUGUUGCCGCAGCCGCUGCUGGAAUGAAUGGUGCUCAUGCAACAGCCGGGAAGCAACAGCUCGUGCAACGUGACCAUCGACAACAACCGGCCCAAGAGCCAUCUCGUCACACUGCGGCCGUGCCAAGUCAGAAAGGGGGCCUAGCCCCUCAUAUUUACGGACUGUACAGGCGACCGAGGUACCUUGACGAAUGGAAGACUGGGACAACUGGAACCCUAGCUGGAACUCUACUUGACCUAACUGAAGACCACCUCCCGGUGAUUGAUAAGAACACACCGUGGUGGGAAGGUGGCGGCAACCGACGAAGGUCCAGCGUCAACUCCCGACCCAGGAAGGCGGAAGCCUUUGACGGCGAAUAUGACGAGAACGCACCGACGCGAUUCAAACCGCCGCUGUAUCUCAAGUGCGGUCCGUUGCUGCGCUACUGCGGCAUCAGGCACGAGAAGGCCCCCGCCUCCCGUUCAACGCGCAGCAAUGUUUCCGCUUCCGACAGGGAGAUUUGGAGAGGCUCCGUCAUGAUCGUAACCCAGGACUCUGAGUCCAAGUAUGGCAUUGCUCCGACUUUGCGACUCUUCCUGCAGCCGAUAGAGCUCCUACCCCCGCCCCCUCAGGAGCUCCACGGCGGACAGUCCCUUCCUCCUGAGCAUGUCGAUCCCAUAGCUGGCAUUCCGAAGGUCGGAAGGCGGGGAGAGACGCUUUACGCCCGCCCGGUCGAGCAUCUAGACGAGGCCAAAGAUCUUUCUAGGGACGAGACGGACGAGGGUCUGUUCGAGUCUGCAAGGAGCCCGCCUGAUUGUCCACUGCCCGACGGCGCGACCGACCUUCCUGGGUCGUUCUCUAGUCGCUUGCGACGCGCCGAGACCGACGGAGAACGGCUGUCCAAGUACAAAGACGUUCGGGGAUUCCGCCUGCAUGCUGAGAGGGGAUACACCUUUUGGCGGUUCAAUAUUGAGGUGGAACUCCGCGAGACACAGCAGCGGAUUGCGUACCGCAUCAACAGGGGUCCGGCGACGGGCUUCUGGGUCCCCGCGCGAGGCCAGUCGAUGAACAUCAUGUUCCACAGCUGCAACGGGUUCAGCAUGAACGUCAACCCGGAUGACUUGAGCGGUCCAGAUCCUAUGUGGCGCGACGUCCUCAACACCCAUCAAACGCAGCCCUUCCAUGUCAUGAUCGGUGGCGGGGACCAGGUUUAUAAUGACUGUCUGGUAGGCGAGAGCGAGUUGUUUAAUAGGUGGCUAGACAUCGAGGAUCGACAGCAGAAACGCACCGCACCCUUCACACCGGAGAUGCAGGAAGAGCUCGAGUGGUUGUAUCUUGAGCGAUACUGCCAGUGGUUCUCCCAGGGCUUGUUUAGCCUCGCCAACUCGCAGAUUCCCAUGGUUAACAUGUGGGACGACCAUGACAUCUCGGACGGCUAUGGGUCCUACGCGCACGAAGAUCAGAACUCGCCUUGCUUCGCCGGUCUCGGCGCGGUGGCUUUCAAGUACUACAUGCUGUUCCAGCAUCAGAGCAUUCCGGAUGAGCUGGUUACGACGGAGCCGAGCUGGUUACUCGGGCAGAAGCCGGGGCCUUAUAUCAACGAACUGAGCCGCAGCUUGUUCAUGUCCCUGGGCGCCAAGGUUUCCCUGCUGGCCGUGGAUGCCCGCACGGAGAGGACCGCGUCCGACGUUGUCAGCGAGGAUACAUGGAAAUUGAUCAUGGACCGGUGUUACGAGGAGGUCAAGCGGGGCGCCACGGACCAUCUACUGGUGCUCCUUGGUGUGCCGAUUGCGUACCCAAGAAUGGUUUGGCUUGAAAAUAUCUUGACGUCACGGAUUAUGGACCCCGUCAAGGCCAUCGGCAAGCUCGGCCUGCUCGGCAAGGCGUUGAACCGCAUCGACGACGGAGUGGAAGUCCUGGAUGACCUGAACGAUCACUGGACCUCGUCUGGCCACAAGAAAGAGCGAGCUGUCGUGGUCGAAGAUCUCCAAGACUUGGCCGCCGACAAGUCGGUGCGCGUCACCAUCCUCAGUGGCGAUGUUCAUCUGGCGGCCGUGGGCCAGUUCUAUGCCAACCCCAAGCUUGGACUACCUAAACACAAAGACUUCCGCUAUAUUCCUAACAUUAUCUCAUCCGCCAUCGCCAACGCGCCGCCGCCGAAUCUAAUCGCUGACGUACUCAACAAGCGCAACAAGGUGCAUCAGUUUGACGAGAACACCUUCGAAAGCAUGAUACCGUUGUUCCAAGACGGCGUCGACGGCAAGCCGAGGAACAACAAGCACUUGCUUCCCCACCGUAACUGGUGUUCCAUUAGGGAAUGGAAACCCGGAAUGACGCCACCUCCAACGCCGCCUUUGCCGGAUGACGAUGAAUACACCGGCCCGCAACCUCCGGCUCCCAUGAACGGCGGUAGUGGUAUUACGCGUCGGUCGUCUAAGUCUCAAAAGACGCCGGCAGAGCGCGAUCAGCGACCGCCCACUUCAGGCGGUCGCAUUGGUAGCCUGUUCCGCCGCUUUUCACGGCGCGGCUCGGUCUCCUCCCCCCAGCAGCCAACGCCUUCAGCUCCCGUGACUCGGACGAUGUCCCUGACGCGCGGCGAGUUCACCCCACGAGGUUUCUUUGGAAGCCGCGGACAGCGUAACAAGCGACCGGAUGAUGGCGGUAUUAACGGGCAAUGGGGCGACUCGGAGAGCGGCGUCGACGAUGAUCCCUAUGGCGGCGCGCCCGACAUCCAGAGAGGGAUGAGCCUCCGCGGUGGCAGCGGAAGGCCUCAGAACGACGAAUAUGCUCCGGGAGACGAGCAAUAUUUCACGGCGAGGCCAACGGAAGUGACGCCACAUGCGAAGCAGGAGCCCGAAGCGCCCAUCAAGCCUUUCCUCCGUACGCCGACGGGCCUGUCGACGAAGCAAAUCAAGAAGGGCGGGGCUGCAGCGUACCAAGUCGACUUGGAGGGCGGGCUCGAUAUCACGAUAAACGUCGAGGUCAACGCCCGAGAUCCCGCCGGCAUCACGGUACCGUACCGGCUCCUCGUGCCGCGGCUGUUCUGGGAUGAAGACGAGGACGGACAAGCACUGGAGGCACCGCCGCCACCUGCGCCGACGGGGUUUAAGCGGUUCUUGAGUUUCAGGAAGAAGCAGAAACAGGCGGAACCUGAGCCGCAGGCCAUACCACAUUCGCAGUCCGUGCCGGUGAGCCAGGAGCGUGUCGCCGGCGGCAGUGGAGGCGGAGGCGGCAGAAUGAGCUUCGACGUGGGGCCCGGGCAACAAUACCAAUACCAACCCCCGCCACAACAUGCACGGCCUACGACGUCUCGGGGCGAGAGGCCACCGCCGCAGUUCUAUUACCCAGCUCCUCCCGCUGCCCCACAAAACCAACAGCAGUAUCCAGGAUACCAAUUCGAGAGCGCACCUCCUGCCGGCCGGGAGGUGAUAGAUUAUGAUGAUUACGAUUCUGAUGCCGAGAACGGUCGAUACGACAACCCGCCGGGCAGGUACCAAUACGAAAGUUGAAAGAGGUCUCUGGAUACCCCUAUGAAGACGGGGGCCUCUCUAGUCGUUUUGGAUUUAUAUUUUUCCGUCUUGGAUUUAGAGGACGCUUAAUUUUAGCAUUUCAGUCAUGUAGCAACAUACAUAGCACGGUGUUUUGUGUUCCUCAUUUAGUCUGCCAAAUAGAAACGAGCGCAUUUGUUAUUUUCCAACCGCAGCUGUCUAAACGGAUCACAGAAGUUCUAAUUGCCGAGAUGGGAAGAACGGACAGAGGCCAUCGACGUACCCAAUUUGAUCUCGAAAUCUCAAAGAGGCAUAUGAUGAGGCAUGUCACAACGCCAGAUUCACAGUCAAAGGGGGAGAAGGCUU
Sodiomyces alkalinus F11 is the source of this 5840-nucleotide messenger RNA. RefSeq lists its product as hypothetical. The transcript has 5 exons. The coding region runs from base 138 to 5495 and encodes 1785 amino acids. The record is from RefSeq and is a predicted model, not a curated record. Gene Ontology annotation, cellular component: membrane. NCBI's taxonomy places the organism in Eukaryota, Fungi, Ascomycota, Sordariomycetes, Glomerellales, Plectosphaerellaceae.